Spirometra erinaceieuropaei is the source of this 1771-nucleotide messenger RNA. NCBI's taxonomy places the organism in Eukaryota, Metazoa, Platyhelminthes, Cestoda, Diphyllobothriidea, Diphyllobothriidae. The record is from the annotation of a GenBank genome assembly.
AUGGUCGUGGAGGUCGCUCACUUGCUUGCAGGUGAGACUACGCCUAGCGUUCACUUGCUGACACUCAACUCUCACCUGUGGCUCCACGUAGCUGGGCUCUGCUCAGCGGCCACACCCCGGGCAACCGUCUCGACCGGCGGGCUAAACCAGGUGAGGGGGCCCUGUGCGCUGUGCCGUGUGCACAGGGUUUGCGGAUUCCGCUGGAUGGAAGGUCGGAUGGAACCUUGCGUCGGCACCGUCGUGACGUGGUUCGUCUCUGCACGCCGCUGGAUAGCCGGUGACGGGAUGGAUCUCCACAUCGACAUCGCCUUGACGCGCCCACCUACGCCGUCGGAGACCGCGGCUUACGGCGAAUUCGAGCCGCUCUCCACUACAACCAGAGGUCGUGGCACCAUAGUGGAGUUCGGCCGUGCCACAACGGCACAUGGCAGCCCUAUUCAGGGGUGGCACUGCCAGCCCCUACGAGGGGAAGGGCCUAGAAAAGGUGGCCUAAACAUUGCUGGGCACCACGCCGUCUGCAGGCUAGCCAGGGCCGCAGACGGAUAAACAUGGUCGAAACAAUCAAAAUCGAAACAACAACAAUACCUAUAAGAACAACAACAACAACAAUACUCGCUCACCUCCUCAUCCUACCUCUUCUUUCUCUUCCUCUGCCUAUUCUUCUCCUUCGCCAUCCACUUCUCCCCCUCCUUCCCGUCGCCCCAAUCGUUGUCACCAGACUGGCAGGGUGAGUCCGCUCACUCUGGCAGCCUGGAAUGUUCGUUCCCUUUUAGGCAAGCCGAGGAGCAACCGACCGGAACGGAGGACGGCGCUAGUGGCACGAGAACUGGCCCGCUACAAGGUGGACAUCGCCGCACUCAGCGAGACCCGAUUCUCCGAACAAGGCCAACUGGAGGAGGCGGGGGCCGGCUACGCCUUCUUCUGGAGCGGUCGACCCAGGGCAGAGCGACGGGACGCGGGUGUCGCCUUCGCUAUUCGGAACGAAAUCGUGGGACGACUGCCCUGUUUGUCGCAGGGCAUCAACGAUCGCCUGAUGAGCCUCUGUCUGCCUCUCUGGGGAGGCAAAUUCGCCACCAUCAUCAGCGCUUACGCUCCGACGAUGACCAACCCCGACGCCGUCAGAGACAAAUUCUACGAGGACCUGCACGCCCUCUUGGCGACUGUGUCGAGGGCGGACAAGUUGAUUGUCCUUGGUGACUUCAACACCCGCGUCGGCACAGACCAUACUGCCUGGAGAGGAGUGCUGGGUCCCCACGGUCUCCGCGGCUCAAAUGACAAUGGUCUGCUGCUUCUCCGCACCUGCACAGAACACCGCCUCAUCCUGAAGAACACGUUCUUCUGUCUGCCGGAGCGAGAGAAGGCCACCUGGAGGCAUCCUCGGUCGCGCCAGUGGCACCUGCUGGACUAUGUCCUCGUCCGGAGGCGAGAUCAGCGGGACGUGCUGGUGACGAAGGCGAUCGCGGAUGCUGACGGGUGGACCAACCAUCGCCUCGUCAUCUCGAAGAUGCGUAUUCGCCUACAGCCUCGCAGGAGACCACAAGGUAAGCGACCCCCAGGUAAGCUGAAUGUUGCCUUGUUGUCUUUGCUUGCUCACCAUCUUCAUUUCAACAAUGAGCUAGCUCAAAGACUAGACAACCUUCCUAUCGCUGCCGCCGACGCCGCCGCUGCCGAGACCGCCUCCGUGGAGAACCGCUGGCGUCAACUGCAAGACACGGUCCAGUCGACGGCGCUCGCCGUCCUCGGUCGCGCUCCCCGCCAACACCAGGACUGA